CGACUUGAAGAAUCCUUUGGCGUGUUGGAGAGAAAUGCUGUGGAUAUGAAGAUCAUUCGAGGAUUGUGUGCAAACGGGAUUCCAUUCAAUGUGUUACGCAACCCGCAAUUUCUUGAAAUGAUUAGUGCCAUCCAGCAAGCACCAGCAGGAUACAAACCCCCGUCUUCUGAAAAAGCGAGAACUGUAUUGCUUGAUGAAUGUGUACGCGAUGUUGAGAAGGAGCUAACAACUUUUAAAGACACAUGGUACACACAAGGAGUCUCGGUUGUCUCGGACGUGUGGUCUAAUGUUAAACAUAACCCACUAAUCAAUGUUCUUGGUGUCAAUUCACGUGGUGCAAUGUUUAUGUAUGCAGAGGACUUUUUAGGGGUGGAAAAAACAGGUGCUGAGAUUUCUAAGUUUCUUCUUGGAGCCAUCGAGACCAUUGGACCAAGCGAUGUCUUGCAAGUUGUAACUGAUAACGCGGCUAAUUGUGAAGCAGCCGGGAGGGAAAUCGAGAAGACAUGGCAAAGCAGUUCUCAUGGCUGCUCAACACAUAUAAGCAAGGCAAGACAAUUGUAAAAUAUUUUCUCAACCAUACCCAUGCCUUGUCAUUCUUUAGAGGAAACUCAAAGUUGGAGUUAUUGAAGGUGGCAAAAACACGGUUUGCAUCACAUUAUAUACUUUUGAGAAGGUUAAUGGAUUGUAGAGAGGCACUUUCCACCACAAUAGUCCUCAAUUCUUGGAGGGAAUGGGUCAAAAGUGGGGAUGAAAAAAUGCGAACAGAUGGAUAUAUUGUCACUGAAACGAUUAAAGAUGAUGUGUUUUGGGAAGAUGUUGAGAAUAUUUUGGCUUUUACAAAACCCAUUUUUCUGAUGGUGAAGUAUUGUGAUGGGGAAGGUUCAAAAAUGGGAGAAAUCUAUGAAAAAAUG
This is a messenger RNA of Cuscuta campestris, 911 nucleotides long. The record is from the annotation of a GenBank genome assembly. NCBI's taxonomy places the organism in Eukaryota, Viridiplantae, Streptophyta, Magnoliopsida, Solanales, Convolvulaceae.